AUGUCUUCAUCUUCUUCAAUUGACAAAGCAACGGAGGGCCAAGUUCUGAGGGUCCACACAACAGGAGAUGGUAAUGAGUUUGUUAUUCUCGGAAAUAAGAAAUACUAUAAACAUGAAUUGAUGCAAGCUUUUGGAGGAACAUUUAACCCAGACAGGUAUGCAACCUAUCCAGUUCAUCAAUUUGGUAAUGCUUCAGCCUUGGGGCUCUGUGCAUUUUCAUUGACCACCUUUGUAUUGGGUCUCUUUUACUCAGGAGCAAUGGGAAUCAAGGUACCUAAUGUUGUAAUAUCACUUGCCUUUUUCUACGGAGGUGCAGUCAUAAUGGUAGCUGGAAUUUUUGAAAUGAUUAUUGGCAACACCUUUGCAGGUACCGCCUUCACUAGUUACGGUCCAUUUUGGUUGUCUUUUGGAACCAUCUACGUGAAAAGCUUUGGAAUAUCUGAUGCAUAUGCUGAUGCACCGGAACAACUUUCGAAUGGAAUAGGUUUCUUUCUAAUUGGAUGGAUUAUCUUCACAUUUUUGUUGUUGCUAUGCACUUUGAAGUCUACGGUGAUGUUUGUCCUCCUUUUUGUGGUUUUAGAAAUAACUUUCAUUCUUCUUGCAGCAGCAAACUUUACAGGUAGCGCUCUGGUGACAAAGGCAGGUGGUAUCUUUGCCGUCAUUACGGCGUUGGUAGCCUGGUACAAUGCCUUUGCUGGUGUGGCCACUAAGCAUAACUCUUAUUUAAGGGCCAGAACUAUUCUUUUGCCAAUCAUUGGCUCUAGCGAAUAA
Messenger RNA from Priceomyces carsonii, 771 nucleotides. RefSeq names its product acetate uptake transporter family protein. The record is from RefSeq and is a predicted model, not a curated record. The transcript has a single exon. Lineage: Eukaryota; Fungi; Ascomycota; Pichiomycetes; Serinales; Debaryomycetaceae. The coding region runs from base 1 to 771 and encodes 256 amino acids. Gene Ontology annotation, cellular component: plasma membrane. Gene Ontology annotation, molecular function: acetate transmembrane transporter activity.